GAGUCGCUCUGCUGGUCUAAGCUACAGCAGGUCAACAUAUUCAGUGCAAGAGGCGGGACUAUAUGCAGGGAAGAUGAGCUGUGGACUCAGUGCUGUUCUGUGGUCUUGAUUACAUCGAUGAGGAGCUGACUGACCGCCACACAGACAUGGUCACACGUGGAUUUUUGUGGGUGAGAGGACCCACUGCCCACCGGGUGGAUUAACGGAUCGUCGCAUGGGUGUGUAUCGGCGUCCCGGACUGCUCCACUCUCCUUCUCACUCCGGGACCCGGCGAUGCGCUCUUUAAAGGAAACGGGUUUUGCAGAGACAUCCGGAAAACGCAUCCAUGCGCCACGGCCAGUCUGCAUCCCGAUAUGUCUCUGACAUCACAAAGCCUGGUUUCAAGGAGCUCCCAUAAGAAACCAGAUAUGCAAUCCGGAAUGGGUGCGUCAACACGGUUAUUUUGCGGAUGACGCUUUGGAGUGCAGUUGUGCAAUGAGACAAUUUGGAAUUAUUAAAUAGACUUUAUUGGUAGGCGGCAACACAAAAUUCGACAACAUGGCUGAUCAGAGCAACAUCCAGUCCUCCGCCUCCAAGAGUAUCCGGCCUUUUAAAUCCAGCGAAGAAUACCUGUAUGCCAUGAAGGAGGAUCUGGCUGAAUGGCUGAACACCCUGUACGAUUUGGAUAUCACUGCGGACACCUUUAUGGAUGGGCUGGGGACGGGCUGUGCCCUCUGUCGGCACGCCAACAACGUCAACCGCGCCGCGCAGGACUUCCAGCUGGAGUACCCGGAGGCUGCAAACUCCAUGAAGGUGCCAUCUAAAGAUGUGGUCUUUCAGUCACGCAAUGUUGUUCCUGGCUCGUUCGUGGCGCGGGACAAUGUGUCCAAUUUCAUCAGCUGGUGCAGGCAGGAGCUCUGGAUCAAGGACGUCCUCAUGUUUGAGACAAAUGACUUGGUGGAGAGAUGCAACGAGAAGAAUUUUGUUCUGUGUCUCCUUGAGGUGGCGCGACGUGGGUCCAAGUUUGGCAUGUUGGCCCCCAUGUUGAUCCAGUUGGAGGAGGAGAUCGAGGAGGAGAUCCGGGACCAGGAGAGCCUGCGGAUUGAUGCAGGGGAGCCAGUUGAGCAGAGCCCUCCCAGCAGGUGUUUCAGUCGGAAGGAGAGCAGUCAGAGUGUGGAGGAUGAAGAUGAACCUGAUCCAGAGCCGUUCAUCUGGCCGCAGAAGAGGGUUUUAUGUGACAUGCGCAACUUGGAUGAGUUGGUGCGUGAGAUUCUGGGCCGGUGUUCCUGUCCAGCUCAGUUUCCCAUGAUCAAGGUGUCGGAGGGGAAGUACAAAGUGGGAGACUCCAGUGCAUUGAUCUUCAUAAGGGUCCUUCGUACUCAUGUGAUGGUGCGUGUUGGAGGGGGCUGGGACACAUUAGAGCACUAUUUGGACAAGCAUGACCCAUGUCGCUGUGCUGCUUUUGCCCACCGCUACCACCAGACUAAAGCCAGUGGCCAAGGUCAGGGAGCUCAGAGCAAGUCCUCGAGCGCCCACUCCUCCCGCUCCACCAGCCCAGGUCCACACUGGCGAAAUGAUGGCAUCGCACCUUACAAACCUCCAGACAGGCGCUCCUUGGAGCCCCCCUCUGCUCCAUGUCCCUCUUCUUCCUCCACACGGCCUGGCCGCUCACAGAACCCGUCUGUCACCACCGAGCUCGACUCUGGCGCAGCACGCACUCUACUCCCACGGCCGCCCCGAGACCGCUCAGAACCUCGCCACUUUAAUCCUCUCAGGAAUAAGGAGACAAAGUUGCCAGUGACAAGACGUCUGUCUGGAGACAGUGACUCCUCUACAUCCUCCUCUAAGGGAGGAGGAGGAGGAGGGGGACGGUACUCUCAGGGUGGUGCCUCACGACGCUCUGGUGAUGAAGUAGUCCUGCUUGUCAAUCGCAAGGAAGGGAAGCAUGUGAUAGAGAGGCCUGGUGCUGGAAAUCAGACCCCAUCCCUGCGUCCCUCACUGCCCCGUGCUCGCAGUCAAUCUCGGGAACGUCCUGCUCUCGCUCCAAUACUCAAACCGAACCCACCACAAGGAUGCGCUGAUGGAUCGCGAACAACCCGCACAGAGAGAGGCCGCUCUCUCGGAAACGAGGGCCCAAGGAGGCUCCAUGCUCAACGUUCCCACAGCCAGAGUAAGUUAACCUGCCGUACUCGGUCCAGUGAUGCCAGCCCAGGACCCACUUCCUGCUAUAGAGACCCUCAGCCCCCACCUCCGGACAGACGAGAGGACCUUCGGGGCAAACAAUUGCCCCCAUCCUCUCCCAGAAUAGGUGGUGGGUUCACCAAAAGGCAGUCGUCCUCAUGCUCUAACUCGCCUAUUAAAGGGGUCCAGAACAACAACAGCAGCCCCAGCAAAAAAAUUAUAACUACUCCCAGACCCCCUGCACCUCGCUCACCCUCCAUAGGAAAAGGCAGACUUCUGCCACCAGUCACCUCAGGAGGGCGACGUUCACCUCACUCAACUCCCCGCAACUCUCACCAUCAUACUGCCCGCUCCCCUCGGACGUCACAGGGCCCUCGCUCUGCUGGGCGAGGCCACCAUAGAACCUGGUCUGGCCUGGAGUGCCAGGAGCCCGAGGAGGAAGGACUGGGCCUUGGCUUCCAGAUGUUGCCAACACUAGACCCGCAGAAAGAGCUGGACUUGUAUCGCAGUUUUGAGGCUGAGUUUCUGGCCAAUACACAGCAGGCUAGAGGAGUGUCUUGUAGAGCCCCAGAAAGAGCGAGCCUGCAGGGAGCUGGGACACAUUUAGUACCAGCACCCACUGACCCUAAUGUCACUGACUCUGCCUAUUCCUCCUCUAACUCUUCCACCUCCUCCCUGAACGUGGGCGCAAAGAUAGGAACUCUGCCUGACCUCAGGGAAUCCAAGAGAACUAAUUCCCGUCACUUCCCACUGGAGGACCCCUUAAAUUUACUUCAUGAACACAAUUUUGGAGGACCACACAACUUAAGACAAGGAGCGCCUGAGCACUGGGGGGAGCGUGGAAGGGGUCUCAAGAAGCUCCCAGCCAUCUCUAGCUCCAUCGAGGAGAGAGAACCUCCAUCCUCCCUGCCUGGUCUUGUAGACACAGACAGAUUGAUGAAUCAGGUCCCCUCACAACCUGCUUUCCACUGUAGGAAUAUGAAUGGAGACCAUGGAGGUUGUCCUCCCACAGGGGGGCUGACAGGUCAGCAGGGUCAGCUUGGCUGGGGCACAGGACCUGAAGGAGAUGUUCCUCUGGAGAAUCACCAGCCAAACCUCCCUCAUGACCUAGAAAAUGGUGACAGCAGUGACGACCUCCCGCCCCCAGAGGCUUGUCCGUCACCUGUGCCCCUUCCCCCCUCUGAGGACUGCUCCUUCCAGGAUUCCUCUAGUGAAACCUCUUCCAUGUGCUUCAGCCUGAGCGAAUCACGCUCUGAAUCCCCCCCACCAUCUUCACCCCCGCCCAACGGGGACUCCGAAGGAGAAGGGCUGCAGACUAAGAAAGGGCAAAAGAAGGCAGACAGCGUAGCCCCUAUCUCUAAGCACAAACUGAGAGGCAGGGUGAGGCCUCGCACUGACAACAGGCCAGAAAACAGCCCAUCACGUAUCCCCACUCCGGUCAGCUACAGAGAUCUGCAGGCUUACGACACGUUUUCCCCAAACCACACCCCACCGCUGUCCCCUCAGAGCUCGCGCUCUACUGGUCGUACAGCCACAUGCAAGAGCCUGCAGCAGGCUUUCACGGAUAUGAUCCAUCCUCAACCACGUUCCCCAGCAAUGGGCAACAAAGAUUGCUCCUACCCUGGACAGUCAGGGAGCCUGAAGCUUGGAUGUAGCACAGAUGACACAGGGGGUUGUUGUCAUGAAAAAACUUUGACUACUGUGUAAAAAAAGACUUGAGAUUGGGCUAUAGACUUUCAUUGCAUGUCUAACACUCCUUCUUUUUCACUUGGUUUCUCCUCUUAAUACCUGCAGGGGGUUCAAAUUGCUUUUAUGUUGCACUCAAGCCAAAUUAUUUAUUACCAAAGGAAUGGUCUUUAAUAUUACUUUUACUGUCUUUUAAUGUGUGCAUGGGGAUGCUUUUGCCAAUCAUACGGUUUGUUUUUGCAAAGACACUUGUGAAAUUCUAAUGGUUGAUACAGAGAGAUGGAGAGAGAGCAUAUGUGCUGCCAUGUGCCCCACUGAGGGGCAUGGUGAAGUGCCAGGGAUUUUAAGCUGCAACUCUAUAAACAGUGUCAACACUAAAUCUUUAGUCAGAUGGAUUGGCUCCCUCUUGUGGUUUGCCACAGCAUCUCUGCUUGCCUUGAUAGUCAAAAUACUGGUGACUGUGAUAUUUUCAGUCUCUCCAUAGUUGGUUGUUUCAUAUAGGACUCAGUAUACUCACAUUUACAAAAUACUAAUAGGUAACAUAGACAAAGGUACCCACAUCAUUCCUCUGACAUUAUGAACACUACAUGCACUACCAAUCUCUGUAAAGUGGUCUGCUGUUAUUUAUGUAUGAUGCCACCUUUUCACAACAAUUGAUGUAGUUGAAAUAGAUAUGUUUUAAAUGCUUACAGGUGUUCAAGAUUCUGUUUAAUGCAGUAAAACAUGUUAACUUUAUUUCUACUCUUACAUGGAUUAAAUGAAAAAAUAUGAGGAGCAGUGAAGGUUGUAUUACUUUGUGUCAUUGUCACUGAAACAGAAAUGUUGGAAGCUACUCCUCUGACCAAACUGUACUCUGGAAUACAAUGCUACAUAUAUACACAUGUCAAAGGCUUAGGAAAAUGAAUGUGUAAAUACAUGUUGAUGUACUCACUGAUACAUGUGGGUAUUGUGUAUAUAAAAAGGCAUUGAAUAUACAGUUUAUUGUACAUAUCACUGUAUCAGUUCUGUGCUGCCUUAGCUAUGCAAUAUUGGUGUUGGAAAUGCCUUGACAAUUCCCUUUGCCUUAAAAUGUAUUCGCAGGUUAGUUUUUGAAUGUUUUUGCUCAACAUCACUAAGAUCUAUUCGUUAACACUACAUUGUCAUCAUUAACUGUUUAUGACAAUAGAAAUUGGAGAGUCGAGUGUGAAUGUGGAAAUAAGCAAGGAACAUUGCCAAUUUUAAUCAUUAUACUUGAUGUAGGUGUACAAUUCAUGAUAAAGAUAUAUAAUUUAUUGCCUCUGAAUACUAUUAGUUGUUUUGAAACACAAGAAGCCAGAUAACCUACUUAGCAGAUGGAUUUCAAAGACACGGCACAAUCUGUGGUGACAUCUAGUGGCUAAAGAAAGACAUGUUUUAUUAACAGUAAAAAGAGACACUUUUCUGUUUUUGGAAUGACGUGUUCUGGGGCUGAUUAGAGCCAAUAACAAUGCUAUUAUGAAGGGAAGUUUGAUGAAUGAAGAAUGACUUUGACUUGAGUGUCUGAAUGUGUGCAACAGUGCAUGAAUAAUAGAUACUGUAACUGGAUAUUAGCGUUCUCUUGUGAAGCUCUUGCACAGUUGUCAAGCGUAUGAGAGGCCAAACCCCAGCGACAGUACUUCUGUACUUUGUAAAAUAUAUUUGAAAGUGGAAAAGUUUGACUUGUUGUCAAUUAAGAGAAGUUGGUGGCCAUUUGUUUUUGAUGUGUUUACAAUGGUUGUUUCAGUAAAAAAUACAAUUUCAGUAAAAAAGAAAAGCAACAUUUGUGGAUAGCAACUUUUUGCAGGGCACUGACAGUAAAUGGACUAGAAAAAAAGAAGUGUGUGCAUGUACUUGUGUACAUAUGGUAUGAGAAUAUGUACAGAGUUGGAGUGAAGAGGGGAGUGAUGUAGGUCUUAUUUAUUUAUUUAUGAAAUUAAAUCUCAUUUUGGGCUCAAGUGACAUCUGUGUCCCAAGUAAAGUUAAAUGAGCUGUAAGUGUUUAGGGAAAUCUAAAUGAGGUGGGGCCCAGUGAUGUACAAACAUCAGGCAUUUUAAGAUUUGUUUCUCAACAGUAUACUGUAAAGAGACAUAAUCCAUUGCCAGUUUAAAAACUGGUAUGAAACAGACCAACUAAACACAUUUUUGCAAUAUUCAGAGAUACAGUAAUAUGCACACCCCUAAUUGCAACAAAUAAGUUAUAAUGUGUCAGUAUUGUUAGAGCUACAUAUGUAGCUGGUUAUCAGUUUCCCCUGUAUGAACAGAUUUGUACAUGCAUUCUAGUUGUUUUACAUUUGAAUUUGUUUUGGCUUAUUUGAAGACAUUUGCAUUUUGAUCAAUUGGUGUUGAAAAUGCACCAGUUAUGUAAACUGUGACUUCAUACAAACAUAUGGUGACAUUCAUACAAAAGAGUGCUAAUCUGCUCUUUGUCCUGCACAACUUUGCAAACGUCAUGAAUCUCUCUCUCUCUCUCUCUCUCUCUCUCUCUCUCUCUCUCGCUCUCUCCUUCUCUCUAUCCCUAAUUAGCGAAAUCUGAAUGUUCAUGAUUCGACAAUUUCUUGUUUGCUAAUGUUAUUUUCAAAUGUACAGAUUGCUUGACAUUGUGGAAUUUGUAUGUAUGAAAUAGCAAUACUGCAACAUUUCACAGUUUUUGUUGUUGAAAAUGCUGUCCAGUUGUUCUUGUAAUAAACAUUUUCCUCUGAGGUU
Messenger RNA from Sander lucioperca (pikeperch), 6545 nucleotides. It is a transcript of the gene gas2l1, whose product is annotated as growth arrest-specific 2 like 1. The record is from RefSeq and is a predicted model, not a curated record. Gene Ontology annotation, molecular function: actin filament binding; cytoskeletal adaptor activity; microtubule binding. The transcript has 5 exons. Bases 538 to 3867 code for a protein of 1109 amino acids. Gene Ontology annotation, biological process: microtubule bundle formation; protein localization to microtubule plus-end; actin crosslink formation. Lineage: Eukaryota; Metazoa; Chordata; Actinopteri; Perciformes; Percidae. Gene Ontology annotation, cellular component: microtubule plus-end; cytoplasm; stress fiber.